Messenger RNA from Portunus trituberculatus (swimming crab), 2126 nucleotides. RefSeq names its product dynein axonemal intermediate chain 4-like. Gene Ontology annotation, molecular function: dynein light chain binding; dynein heavy chain binding. NCBI's taxonomy places the organism in Eukaryota, Metazoa, Arthropoda, Malacostraca, Decapoda, Portunidae. The transcript is spliced from 14 exons. The coding region runs from base 131 to 2026 and encodes 631 amino acids. Gene Ontology annotation, cellular component: axonemal dynein complex. Gene Ontology annotation, biological process: cilium movement. The record is from RefSeq and is a predicted model, not a curated record.
ACAACAACAACAAACUAAAUAGAUAACAAAAACACCAAAAACACACAAAAUAAAUAAAUACAAGCGCCCCCACCCCCCCCCCCAGGUAGAGAGGAGCAGCGGUACAGUACAGGAGCGGUACAGCGGCACAAUGGGCGAGGUACUGAGGGUCAAGCUGCAGGAGACAGGUACGCUGGUUCUGUACCACCAGGAGAACACCACAGUCUGUACCGCUGAUCCUGACGCCGCCACCUACAUCAGAGAGUGGGAGGCGUACUUACAGAAGCGGGAGCCAGGUGAGGUGAGGACGCGGGAAGUGACGUGCCAGACUGUCCCGAAGUAUUAUGUGGACAAGGCCAACCAGAAGAGUGCCGUGGAGAGAAAGGACACGGGCAGCUGGGCGACGCAGUGGGACAUGUUUGAUGAGUACGAGAAGCUCAAGAUGAAAGCUCGCCGCCCUUCCAGGCAAAGCGACCUCUCCCAACGCAGACGCUCACAAAUGAUCUCUCAACUCUACAUGGGCGAUCUUACUCCUUCUACAGCGAGGGGUGGAGGGAGAGAGACAGGAGGAGGAGGAGGGAGGGAGGCACUUGGCGGCGGUGGAGUGCGUGGGGUGGAGGUGGCGGGGCUGCUGCAGGCACUGUGGUGGGUGGAGAGGCAGCUGUCCUCCUCCAGUAACAUCAAACUUCUACAUGCCUUCACCAGCGGCCAGCACCAGGUCAAGGAGCGUCGCAAGCUGAGUUUGUCGUGCAACAGAGCCAGCGCCAGGUUGCUGUGGCGGUACGCAGCUCAGGGCACCAGCGGCAGGAGAGUCAACGCCCUCACCUUCUGCAAGACGUCCCCGUGGCUGGUGCUGGCUACCCACGGCCCCCUCUCCUUCACCACACAGGCGGAGGGGCUGCUGGUGGGCUGGAAUGUCAAGAAAAUUAAGCAACCCGAGCUGUGGAUCACCACGCCCCUGACCGUCACAGUGGUCUGCUCAUGUCCGUCCGCGCCUCAGCUGUGUUGCCUGGCGCUGCUGGACGGCACGCUGCUCGUCUACCAGCUGGACACUCCUCAACCUAAGCUUGUUUUAGACACCAGUGGCAGCGUGGACAAGCACGGGAUGCCGGUGUGGGCGGUGGAGUGGCGGGACUCUCAGGUAGUGAGCACCACGGCCACCAAGAAGACGCUCUCACCUGCAGGGGAAGGCACGCCCUCCUUCAGAAGACUCGUCAUUGAUCUCAAAACUCCGAACCAGCCCGGGUCUGAGAUCGCCUAUGUUCUGGUGUCUUCCUCUGAGGACGGGACAGUCAAGGAGUGGAUCUUCAUCAAGGGAAACCUGCUCUGCUGCACCACGCUGCUCAAUGUCCACCUCCCCAUUUGGCUCUCCGUCAAGAUUUCCGGGGGGCUCUCUGGUCUCAUGGGGGCGCGGCGCAGUGGGGAGGGCCUGGGGGGGCUGCCUAUCCCCCAGAGAGUCCCCGCUACCUCGCUACACUUUCGCCCCGGAGAUAAAACGACGUAUUUGGUGGGAACAGCGUCUGGUGAGGUGCUCUUGUGCCGUACCUUUGAGCGUGAGCGGGUGGGCGGCGUGUACGAGGGCCACACAGCACAGGUGACGCGGGUGGAGUGGCGUUUUGCAGGGGAGGACGCCAACUCUAUUUUCCUGUCCGCUGCUUUAGACGAUUCGAUCCGCGUGUGGUACAUUGACAAGCCUGCGCCCAUCGCUGUCCUCAGGCUGUGUGAGGAGGUGUCCGGCGGGUACCUGGACGCGUGCUGGUGUCCCUGGUACGGCAACCUGAUAGCGGGCGUGCACGGGGAGGGCGUGCACUUGUGGGACAUCUCGCUCUCCACACACACGCCUAUCCUGUCCAAACAUGUCCCUGGAGCCACGUGUGUCGCCUUUAGUCCUCACACCAGGAACGUGAUGGUGGGGGACAGUGAGGGGCAGGUGAGCGUGUUUCACCUGGAGGGGCUGGAGCUCUCCGCUAACGUGUUCCUUCGCUACUCCACUAAGAUCUCAAAGCUGGCUAAGAUUGGCGUGAUCCCCGUGGACGGACCCAGCUAGACACCCACCCACCCACGAUCCGCGUGUGUGUGUGUGUGUGUGUUCUCCUAUGUAGUUUCUCCUUUACCCAAGUAUAUAUUUUCGUAAAGCAUAACCCUGA